CCGGGUCUUCCUGGUCUCCCAGGUCCGGGCCGCCCUGGCUUUCCAGGUCUUUCGGGUCUCCCGGGUCUUCCAGGUCUCCCAGGUCCGGGCCGCCCUGGCUUUCCAGGUCUCCCGGGUCUUCCAGGUCUCCCAGGUCCGGGCCGCCCUGGCUUUCCAGGUCUUUCGGGUCUCCCGGGUCUUCCUGGUCUCCCAGGUCCGGGCCGCCCUGGCUUUCCAGGUCUUUCGGGUCUCCCGGGUCUUCCUGGUCUCCCAGGUCCGGGCCGCCCUGGCUUUCCAGGUCUUUCGGGUCUCCCGGGUCUUCCAGGUCUCCCAGGUCCGGGCCGCCCUGGCUUUCCAGGUCUUUCGGGUCUCCCGGGUCUUCCAGGUCUCCCAGGUCCGGGCCGCCCUGGCUUUCCAGGUCUCCCGGGUCUUCCAGGUCUCCCAGGUCCGGGCCGCCCUGGCUUUCCAGGUCUCCCGGGUCUUCCAGGUCUCCCAGGUCCGGGCCGCCCUGGCUUUCCAGGUCUUUCGGGUCUCCCGGGUCUUCCUGGUCUCCCAGGUCCGGGCCGCCCUGGCUUUCCAGGUCUUUCGGGUCUCCCGGGUCUUCCUGGUCUCCCAGGUCCGGGCCGCCCUGGCUUUCCAGGUCUUUCGGGUCUCCCGGGUCUUCCUGGUCUCCCAGGUCCGGGCCGCCCUGGCUUUCCAGGUCUUUCGGGUCUCCCGGGUCUUCCUGGUCUCCCAGGUCCGGGCCGCCCUGGCUUUCCAGGUCUUUCGGGUCUCCCGGGUCUUCCUGGUCUCCCAGGUCCGGGCCGCCCUGGCUUUCCAGGUCUUUCGGGUCUCCCGGGUCUUCCUGGUCUCCCAGGUCCGGGCCGCCCUGGCUUUCCAGGUCUUUCGGGUCUCCCGGGUCUUCCUGGUCUCCCAGGUCCGGGCCGCCCUGGCUUUCCAGGUCUUUCGCGUCUCCCGGGUCUUCCUGGUCUCCCAGGUCCGGGCCGCCCUGGCUUUCCAGGUCUUUCGCGUCUCCCGGGUCUUCCAGGUCCGGGCCGCCCUGGCUUUCCAGGUCUUUCGCGUCUCCCGGGUCUUCCUGGUCUCCCAGGUCCGGGCCGCCCUGGCUUUCCAGGUCUUUCGCGUCUCCCGGGUCUUCCUGGUCUCCCAGGUCCGGGCCGCCCUGGCUUUCCAGGUCUUUCGGGUCUCCCGGGUCUUCCUGGUCUCCCAGGUCCGGGCCGCCCUGGCCUUCCACGUCCGGGUCAACCGGGCCUUCCACGUCCGGGUCAACCGGGCCUUCCACGUCCGGGUCAACCGGGCCUUCCACGUCCGGGUCAACCGGGCCUUCCACGUCCGGGUCAACCGGGCCUUCCACGUCCGGGUCAACCGGGCCUUCCACGUCCGGGUCAACCGGGCCUUCCACGUCCGGGUCAACCGGGCCUUCCACGUCCGGGUCAACCGGGCCUUCCACGUCCGGGUCAACCGGGCCUUCCACGUCCGGGUCAACCGGGCCUUCCACGUCCGGGUCAACCGGGCCUUCCACGUCCGGGUCAACCGGGCCUUCCACGUCCGGGUCAACCGGGCCUUCCACGUCCGGGUCAACCGGGCCUUCCACGUCCGGGUCAACCGGGCCUUCCACGUCCGGGUCAACCGGGCCUUCCACGUCCGGGUCAACCGGGCCUUCCACGUCCGGGUCAACCGGGCCUUCCACGUCCGGGUCAACCGGGCCUUCCACGUCCGGGUCAACCG
Molecule: messenger RNA, 1704 nt
Organism: Triplophysa dalaica
Lineage: Eukaryota; Metazoa; Chordata; Actinopteri; Cypriniformes; Nemacheilidae
Product: collagen alpha-2(IV) chain-like
Exons: 2
Cellular component (GO): basement membrane
Source: RefSeq, a predicted model, not a curated record